Tigriopus californicus is the source of this 752-nucleotide messenger RNA. RefSeq lists its product as uncharacterized. The transcript is spliced from 4 exons. NCBI's taxonomy places the organism in Eukaryota, Metazoa, Arthropoda, Copepoda, Harpacticoida, Harpacticidae. The record is from RefSeq and is a predicted model, not a curated record. The coding region runs from base 37 to 429 and encodes 130 amino acids.
GUUCAGUCGACUUUGAAAUUAUAACUGAGCAACAUCAUGAAGAUUGUGCGCUUUCUAGCUGCCAUGGUUGGCAUCGCUUUGACUGAGGACUUGAAAUGCUACUCUUGCAAGGAUGCCAACCAAUAUUAUGUGCCUUGUGGUGGAGCAGUGCGGGAAAAGCUCGAAUUGUGCGGCACUCCCCUUUGCGCAAACUGGCAAAUCAUUAAUGGAAACAACAAGGUCUCAGUGUGGAAAGGCUGUGGAGUUUUUCGUUUGACUGACGUUAUUGAUUAUUUUUUCCCCGUUAACACGCUCUUGGGCGUGAUCAACAGAUUCGUGAAUCUGAAUCAAUGCAUUGACUUGAGUUCAGCAAGAAAUAUGAAGGAUGGAUCUUCCGUGUGUUUCUGCACUGCAUCUGGGUGUAAUGGAGCCAUUGGUCAGCAGAUAUAAAAGCCCCACCAAGAUGCCCUCGGUGAACUGAAGAAUUGCACUUGAAAAGAUCCUGACGUUAUUAAAGCAAUGUGCAUGAUUGUGGAUUUGAUCUGGCAAUUGAAGCGCUAAAAAGUCGCACUUGAUCAAAUUAAUCCAAACAAAUGACAACUCUCCACUUACCUUGAAAUGAAGACUCCACAACUUGCACCACAUCUCAAAAUCAUUGUAAUACUAGCUGAAGCGAAAUCGGUCGGCUUGAUGAAGUAUGAAUUCAUGCUUCAACUCGAGCUUUGUCAUGUUCGGAUUAAUUAUAUUUCUACUGAAGGGAGGAACGUCUCUUU